ACAGAGAGACGCGGAGGAGACACAGAAGAGAUAAGAGCUAAGAAGAGAGGAGAGAGCCGCCCACCAAUACUCUCCCUGCCGAAGAAGGCCUGGAGUGUGUUAUAGCAGGUUGCACAUGCCCUGUGCUGUGCUGGCCAAGGAUACACUUCCAUUCUUUCCAGUACAGUGAGGAUCCAGCAGCAUUAGUAUAGUAUAGUAUAGCCAACUUCGAUCGGCCAAGACCGGAGAUGCAGCCGGCCCGCUCCGCCGCGCUGCUCGCCGCCGUCGCCGUCGUCGUGCUGGCUUCCGCCGCGAGCUGCCGCGGCCAGCUGGCCAACAACUACUACGCCGGCAAGUGCGGCAAUGCCAGCGUGGAGACCAUCAUCCAGGACGCCGUCAAGGCCCGCCUCGCCUGGGACAAGCGGAUGGUCGCCGGCCUCCUCCACCUGCAGUUCCACGACUGCUUUGUCGACGGGUGCGACGCGUCGAUCCUGCUGGACGGGCCCAACACGGAGAAGACGGCGGUGCAGAACAGCGGCAUCUUCGGCUACGACUUCAUCGACGACGUCAAGACGGCGCUCGAGAACGUGUGCCCCGGCGUCGUCUCCUGCGCCGACAUCAUCAUCGCCGCAACAAGGGACGCCGUUGCCAUGUGCGGAGGGCCUAGGUACCAAGUGCAACUGGGAAGAAGGGACGGCAUGGUGUCACAAGCGUCCAGGGCGAGCAUUCUGCCAGGCCCCAACGUCGACAUCCCCACCGCCAUCAGUCUAUUCUCCAAGAAGAACCUCAACAGCUUCGACAUGGCCAUCCUCAUGGGCGCGCACACGGUGGGGGUGACACACUGCUCGGUGAUCCACGACCGGCUCUACGACUUCAACGGCACGGGGUUGCCGGACCCGGGCAUGGACCCGCUGUACGUCUGGAUCCUGACGACGUUCGCGUGCCCCAAGGGCCAGGCCUUCGACAACAUCGUCUACCUCGACGACCCCUCCAGCAUCCUCCUCGUCGACAAGAGCUACUACGCGCAGAUCAUGAAGCGCCACGGCGUUCUCGCCGUCGACCAGGCACUGGGCGACCACAGCUCCACCGCGUGGAUGGUCAACUUCCUGGCCACCACCGACUUCUUCCCCUCCAUGUUCAGCUACGCGCUCAACAAGCUCGCCGCGCUCGACGUCCUCACCGGCACCGCCGGCGAGAUCAGGAAAAACUGCCGGAGGACCAACUGAUCGAUCGAUCUGGCAAAUUACAAUAUACAAAAACUAGGUUAAUGAAUUACCAGUAGCUAGCUAGCUAGCUAGACGGGCAGCUGCUGCAAGAAACAGAGAAAGAAAGAAAGAAGAAGAGAAGAGCAUACAUGGCGAAACGAUUGGGAGCAUUGUCGGUGAUAGAAGAAUGUGGUUUUACCAUAGUUAAUUGAGUAAAGAUUCAAUUUACUGGAGUAGCACAGGGCCAUUUUUUUCGUUUGUGUACUUUGAUUCUUUUGUACGUGGCUCGUAUAAAAAUAAACGUUCCAUGCAUGAUGUAACAGUACACUAGCUUGUCCUUUUUUCCCCCGGAAGAGGGCACAUACAGCACUAGUUUAUAUUAGGAUUU
Messenger RNA from Setaria italica (foxtail millet), 1572 nucleotides. RefSeq names its product peroxidase 57. Bases 228 to 1205 code for a protein of 325 amino acids. The transcript has 4 exons. Gene Ontology annotation, molecular function: heme binding; peroxidase activity. Gene Ontology annotation, cellular component: plant-type cell wall; plasmodesma. Lineage: Eukaryota; Viridiplantae; Streptophyta; Magnoliopsida; Poales; Poaceae. Gene Ontology annotation, biological process: hydrogen peroxide catabolic process; response to oxidative stress. The record is from RefSeq and is a predicted model, not a curated record.